CACGGGAUUGGCUUGCAGAAAAACAAGGGCGGAACCAGGGGAGGAAGCUUUUGUAGUCGUCUCUCAGAAACGUAGGAGGCGACCCUUGCGGGAGCUGCGGCUCUGUUGCUCUACCUCGGCACCUCUCUCCAUGGCAGUUCCCGAGACCCGCCCCAACCACACUAUUUAUAUCAACAACCUCAACGAGAAGAUCAAGAAGGAUGAGCUGAAGAAGUCCCUGUACGCCAUUUUCUCCCAGUUUGGCCAGAUCUUGGAUAUCCUGGUUUCCCGGAGCCUGAAGAUGAGGGGCCAGGCCUUUGUCAUCUUCAAGGAGGUCAGCAGCGCCACCAACGCCCUGCGCUCCAUGCAGGGCUUCCCCUUCUACGACAAGCCCAUGCGCAUUCAGUAUGCCAAGACCGACUCGGAUAUCAUUGCCAAGAUGAAGGGCACCUUCGUGGAGCGGGACCGCAAGCGGGAGAAGCGGAAGCCCAAGAGCCAGGAGACCCCUGCUGCCAAGAAGGCCGUGCAGGGCGGGGCAGCCGCCCCCGUGGUGGGCGCUGUCCAGGGGCCUGUCCCGGGCAUGCCCCCGAUGACACAGGCACCCCGCAUCAUGCACCAUAUGCCGGGCCAGCCUCCCUACAUGCCGCCGCCAGGCAUGAUCCCGCCUCCAGGCCUGGCGCCUGGCCAGAUGCCACCAGGGGCCAUGCCCCCCCAGCAGCUUAUGCCUGGACAGAUGCCACCUGCCCAGCCUCUUUCAGAAAACCCGCCAAAUCACAUCUUGUUCCUCACCAACCUGCCCGAGGAGACCAACGAGCUCAUGCUGUCCAUGCUUUUCAACCAGUUCCCUGGCUUCAAGGAGGUCCGACUGGUCCCUGGGCGGCAUGACAUUGCGUUCGUGGAGUUUGACAACGAGGUACAGGCAGGGGCCGCCCGCGAUGCCCUGCAGGGCUUCAAGAUCACCCAGAACAAUGCCAUGAAGAUCUCUUUUGCCAAGAAGUAGCACCUUUUCCCCCUGCCUGCCCCUGCCCCCUGUUCUGGGGCCACCCCUUCCCCCCUUGGCUCAGCCCCCUGAAGGUAAGUCCCCCUCGGGGGCCUUCUCAGAGCCGUGUGUGAGUGAGUGGUCGCCACACAGCAUUGUACCCAGAGUCUGUCCCCAGACAUUGCACCUGGUGCUGUUAGGUUGGAAUUAAAGUGUCUUUUUUUGAGGUUUGGUUUUUCACAA
Molecule: messenger RNA, 1201 nt
Organism: Suricata suricatta (meerkat)
Lineage: Eukaryota; Metazoa; Chordata; Mammalia; Carnivora; Herpestidae
Gene: SNRPA
Product: small nuclear ribonucleoprotein polypeptide A
Exons: 7
Coding region: 131-979 (282 amino acids)
Biological process (GO): mRNA splicing, via spliceosome
Cellular component (GO): U1 snRNP
Molecular function (GO): U1 snRNA binding
Source: RefSeq, a predicted model, not a curated record